Messenger RNA from Cavia porcellus (domestic guinea pig), 2233 nucleotides. It is a transcript of the gene Gcnt1, whose product is annotated as glucosaminyl (N-acetyl) transferase 1. Gene Ontology annotation, cellular component: membrane. Lineage: Eukaryota; Metazoa; Chordata; Mammalia; Rodentia; Caviidae. The coding region runs from base 427 to 1710 and encodes 427 amino acids. The record is from RefSeq and is a predicted model, not a curated record. The transcript is spliced from 4 exons. Gene Ontology annotation, molecular function: beta-1,3-galactosyl-O-glycosyl-glycoprotein beta-1,6-N-acetylglucosaminyltransferase activity.
GCGCGGGCGAGCGCGGCGAGCACUGCGAGCGUGGAGUCCUGCGCGCCGGGCCGGAGCCGCGGCGGGGCAGGGCGCGUCCGCGCAGGCUUCCUUUGCUUCAGGCUCUACUUCCUGAGCAACAGUAAAAGAUAAAAGCCUCACAGACAUGCUACCAUUGCCGAAUGCCUGGGACCUUUAAGAAACCUGGUGGUCUGAGAGGGAUUCUGAGCAGCUGCAGGAUGUCAGCUGGAACCAGAGAGCUAACUGCCCCAGAUUCUCCGUAAUUCUCAAUGUGCCAUUCUGCCUUUCAAGAUGCCUUCGUAUGUGCAAUAAACUCAGCCCAUCAGCUCUUUAGGCUGCAGCAGCGGGCAGACUGGAGGAAGGAUCACUGGCAUCUCGGUUUGAAGAUUGCCCUUAAGGAGGGAGAGUCUCUGACUGCCAUUUGAAAUGCUGAGGAAUUUAUUACGAAGGAGACUUUUUUCUUAUCCCACUAAAUACUAUUUUGUGAUUCUCGUUUUAUCCCUAGUUACAUUCACUGUCUUGAGAAUUUGUAAGCCUGAAUUUGUAAGCCUCAGACACUUGGAACUUGUCGGAGAGAAUCCCAGUAGUAAUAUUAAUUGCACCAAAAUUUUGCAGAGUGAUGCAGACGAAAUCCAGAAAGCAAAGCUUGAAAUGUUGACAGCAAACUUUAGAAAACGCCCUCGAUGGACGCCGUCUGACUACGUCAACAUGACCAGGGACUGCACCUCCUUCAUCAAGAUGCGCAAAUACAUCACGGAACCCCUUAGCAAAGAGGAGGCAGGCUUCCCGAUUGCGUACUCCAUAGUGGUCCAUCACAAAAUCGAGAUGCUUGACAGGCUUCUAAGGGCCAUUUAUAUGCCUCAGAAUUUCUAUUGCAUCCAUGUGGACAGAAAAUCAAAGGACUCCUUCAUAGCCGCGGUGAAAGGCAUCGCGUCCUGUUUCAGGAAUGUCUUUGUGGCCAGUCAGCUGGAGAGCGUGGUCUACGCAUCGUGGAGCCGGGUGCAGGCUGACCUGAACUGCAUGAAGGACCUCUACAGAAUGAGCGCGGACUGGAAGUACCUGAUCAACCUUUGUGGGAUGGAUUUUCCCAUUAAAACCAACCUGGAAAUUGUCAGGAAGCUCAAGUCGUUCAUGGGUGAAAACAGUCUGGAGACGGAGAAGAUGCCAUCCCACAAAGCAGAAAGGUGGAAGAGGCACUAUGCAGUUGUCGACGGGAAGCUGACAGACACGGGGACCCCCAAAACGCAGCCUCCGCUCAAAACACCUCUUUUCUCAGGGAGCGCCUACUUUGUGGUCAGCAGGGAGUAUGUGGGCUAUGUGCUGGAAAAUGAAGACAUCCGGAAGUUCAUGGAGUGGGCACAAGACACGUACAGCCCUGAUGAGUAUCUCUGGGCCACGAUCCAAAGGAUCCCUGAGGCCCCAGGCUCCCUGCCCCUGAACCACAAGUACGACCUAUCUGACAUGCAGGCCGUGGCCAGGUUCGUCAAGUGGCAGUACCUUGAAGGGGACCUGAACAAGGGCGCGCCCUAUCCCCCGUGUGAUGGGGUCCAUGUACGCAGCGUGUGCAUUUUUGGAGCUGGGGACUUGACGUGGAUGCUGCGCAAACACCACUUUUUUGCCAACAAGUUUGACAUGGACGUCGACCUCUUUGCCAUCCAGUGUCUGGAUGAGCAUCUGCGGCAUAAAGCCCUGGAGAUGAUAGAACACUGACCACUGCAGCAGUCUGUAGAACAGCAGAGGGGCGCAACCUGUGCCCCUGCCUGCCUCCUGUGUCCAGCAAUAAACACAGAGCUGGCGGGUCCUCCCUGGGUGAGGACCUGAUGCUCUCUGAUCUCUGCAGAGCACAGUUGGUUAGAGAGGGACCACAAUAUGUGUUUAUCCGCGGUCAGCAGUUAAGAUGACCAGGAACCCAGGGAGGUAGCAAGGUAUCGGGGACAGAGGGGACGGUGGCUGGAAAAGAGGACCAUGCGGAAAUCAGCCUCAGGGACCAUUAAAAUGCUCAGGGAUUUAACACAGAACAUUUGACUCGUGCCAAAAUUAUUUUAGGAAUUUUUAAAAUGACAGUUUUCAUGAUCUAAAUAAAUUUAUAGCAACAAACCAUAAGGGUGAAAUCUAUCUCAUAUAUUUGAUUUUACUCCAAAUGAUUCUUGUAAACACUUGUGCUGUGUCACUGUGGUGUGUAGUGUGUCUGUGUGUAUCAUCUCAGGGAAUUAAAGUAGUGUUAUUUAACAUA